This is a messenger RNA of Spathaspora passalidarum NRRL Y-27907, 367 nucleotides long. RefSeq lists its product as uncharacterized. The transcript has a single exon. The record is from RefSeq and is a predicted model, not a curated record. Lineage: Eukaryota; Fungi; Ascomycota; Pichiomycetes; Serinales; Debaryomycetaceae. The annotation marks the transcript as partial.
GUUGUAAACAUUCAACAAUAACACAGACCUACCAUCAUGGCAAAAAACAGUAUUGUGAUAGACGAUAGCGAGGAUGAUUAUUCAGAGAUGGAUACAUCUUCAGUUGCUCCUCAGAUUGAUGAUUUAGAAGAAGAAGAAGAAGAGGAAGGUGAAGAAUUGAACAACCUUAAAGCGGGUGGGGAUGACGAAUCAGAUUUAUCGGAUCUCAGUGAUGACAACGGCGCAGAGGUACAAGAGGAGAUAGAUGAUGAAUUGGAUGAUGUUUUAGGCGAUGAAGAGGUUGAUGAAACUGUCAUUGAAGACGAUGACGAGCAAAGAGAAGACGAAGACGACGAGGAAGAAGAGGAGGAGGGAAGAGGAGGAGGAG